AUGCUAAUGAGCCUGCAGACAAUACUCAGACUGAAGCAACAAUCAAAAUAUGAAAAGACUGAAAAGGAACUCUCUCAAAUCUUCGGAACAAGGAUUGCUUUCUUCCACAAAAUCAACAACGGCUGCUGCACCAAACUUCUAUUUACCCGACGAGUGUUGGGAAUCUGUCUUCAAAUUCGUCAUCGACAAGGACAACACAACAGGGAGUCCAACCGUAGCUACUUUCCAUCGCCAAUCUACAUUAGCUUCAAAUGUCUCUCCAAGGUCUCCAAGCAAUUCCUUUCCAUCACCAAUCUUCUUCUAUUAUCUUUCACGGUCUGUGAACCAACAAGCUUUCUCCUCCCUCGCCUCUUCCGUAGAUUCACCAACCUCACCUCCCUUGACCUUACAAGCUACAACGGUGACCUCAAUAGGCUUCUCUGCCAAAUAUAUUUUCCCUUCAAACUCACAUCACUCAAUCUCUCUAACCAACACACCAUUCCCGCAAAUGGGUUACGAGCCUUCUCCAAAAAGACUACUUUGACUUCUCUCGACCUAAGUAACCCCUUAUCUUGCGACGGCUGUUACAGUAGCUUUCUCCAUGGUGUGGAGACUCUUUCAUUAUCACUUUUCAAACUCCGCAAGGUUAAUCUUUCUACUCAUGACUACAUCAACGACCAAUCGCUUUUCCACUUGUUCAAAAAUUGUAAGCUUCUCGAGGAGGCCAUUGUGUCUGACGGUAAUGGCAUAACCGAGACUGAUAUUGGGAAGAUGAGUGUACAACAUUCUAAUUCUUUGAAGGAUUUUGUUGUACGGCCUCAGUUAAAGUCUCUAAAUUUGGGUAUGAGUCAAUGGUUGAGAGAUGAAAGCAUUAUAAAGUCUCUAAAUUUGGGUAUGAGUCAAUGGUUGAGAGAUGAAAGCAUUAUAAUGUUUGCAUCCAUUUUCCCCAAUUUACAUAUGCUGGACUUGAGCUAUUGUUAUAACAUAUCUAAAGAAGGUAUUUAUCAAGUUUUGAAGAGAUGUAAGAUCAGAGAUUUGAACUUAACCUCUUCAAGAGUGAAUCUACUUGGAAUGAACUUUGAAGUCCCCAAGCUAGAGGUGUUGAACUUGUCAUAUACAAACAUUGAUGAUGAAAAGCUUUAUGUGACCUCAAAGAAUUGUCGUGAGCUUUCACGUGUGGUACUAAUGUUGGAAUAUUUUAUUAUUUAAUAAUAUUCCAAUAUCAUUAUGUAGGCAAAUAUCGUAAUAAUAAUUAUACUACACUCACACAAUCAUUAUUUACAACCUUAAAUAAGAUUAGUGAUGUUCGUGCAACUAAGAUAGAAAGUUGGUUAUGAUUUUGAUCUUAAUAUUAGUAUUUCAUACA
Molecule: messenger RNA, 1345 nt
Organism: Medicago truncatula (barrel medic)
Lineage: Eukaryota; Viridiplantae; Streptophyta; Magnoliopsida; Fabales; Fabaceae
Product: dynein regulatory complex subunit 6
Exons: 2
Coding region: 1-1188 (395 amino acids)
Biological process (GO): SCF-dependent proteasomal ubiquitin-dependent protein catabolic process
Cellular component (GO): SCF ubiquitin ligase complex
Molecular function (GO): protein binding
Source: RefSeq, a predicted model, not a curated record